ACUGUUUAGUUUUCAAUUAACUUAUCGUUAGACUUUAAAGUGAAUCCGAUGGCGUUUAAUUACUGACAUUCAAAUUUAUGUGCACAUUAUCAUCAAGCUUGAAUUCUCGUGACUUUGUGACAGUGUUUAACCACUGGAACUGAAAUUAUAACAGAUUCUGGAUGAAGAUUGGAACUGUGUAACAGUGAAUAUUGAACAUUAAUAUUAUGAACUAUUGAUUAAUUUAGUGUUAAUUUGAUUAAUUUAGUGUUAAUUUGUUUGUUUUCAUUUAUUUUUAGUGUCGGUAAACCUGGUAUGUAUGGUUAGUUUAGAGUAGUUUGGUCAGUUGAUUGGUUUGAAUAUGUCGGAGGAAGAAGUUGUGGUCUUGGGUAACACACUAAGAAAGUUGGGUCUUUUUCCAAAGCGUAUAGGUAAGACUGAAGAUGACGUUGCUGAGUGGAUGGAAGAUGUUUUGAAAUCUAAAGGUAAGUGGCCGGUUAAAUCGGAUGAUGAAACAGAGUCGUCUACUAAAUCAAGACCACCAGUUAAUCCGAUGCCGAAGUUGUCAAUGUUUUAUGGUGAACCAGGAAAAGGUGAAGUUAGUUACGACCUUUGGAGAUACGAAGUAGAUUGUUUAAUUUCAGAAGGUGUAUAUGAUAACCAUGUAAUACUGUUGGCUAUUCGCCGAUCACUUAAAGGGGAGGCCGGUAAGGUUAUAAUGCGGUUAGGUCCGCAUGUUGAUGUUAAAACUGUCUUAGCCAAAUUGCAUAGUGUUUACGGUACAUGUGAAGAAGCAGAAUCUUUAAUCGGACUCUUUUACAGUGCUAAACAAUAUCCAUCUGAAACGGUUACAGAUUGGGCAUGCCGGUUAGAAGAUAUAUUCGCAAGAGUAACUCGAGAGGGUAGUCCAGAUCCUAAAGAAUCCGAUGAGACAUUAAGGAAUGUAUUUUGGCGUGGAUUGUUGCCACACUUACGUGAUUUGUCUGCUCACAAAUAUGAUAAAUCAACAAGUUUCGACACACUACGUGUUCAACUUCGCCGUAUAGAGCAUGAUGUUAACCAACGAAACUUAUCAGCGAGUACCGCUACUUCGAAGCCAAAUCCUUUUAACAUGAUACAUACAAAGUCUUCUAAUUCUGAAUUUCAGGAACUUAAAGGGAUAGUUCACAGUAUUUCUUCACAAGUUAGUGGAUUGAAGGAUCAAGUUUCGCAAUUAGCUUAUAAAGUUGACAGACCUAAGGUUCCACGAUGGCAGUCACAAGGAAAUGAUUCAAGAGGUUCUUUAAGCAAAAUGGCUCCAGAGGUUAGUACGGCAUUGUUGUCGUUAAUUACUGGGCCAACUUGUCGAGCAUAAAUGUAUUUUGUGUUAUAGUUAUGUGUAGUACCAACAGAAAUGGUGUUUAAUGGUUAUGGUGAAUUGAAAUACAUCUAGAUCGACCAACAUCGACUACGCGCUUACGCGUUUCAUUUAAUUGUUUUAAACUGUAUCAUGUGUCAUUUGUGGAUUAUAUAAACUUAUUUAAACCUUA
Messenger RNA from Patella vulgata (common limpet), 1508 nucleotides. RefSeq lists its product as uncharacterized. Bases 341 to 1333 code for a protein of 330 amino acids. The record is from RefSeq and is a predicted model, not a curated record. Lineage: Eukaryota; Metazoa; Mollusca; Gastropoda; Patellidae. The transcript is spliced from 4 exons.